AACUUUAGGCCGAUGAGUUUUGCUGGUUUUGGGACGGCAAGUCAGCCCCAACAAAAUUCCCAAACGCCCAAGCCUUUCAGCUCUUUUGGAGCCCCUGCUCCUGCGUCCCUAUUCGGCACGCCUGCCGCUGCUUCCGCCACCGGGGCUUUUGGAUCAACAAACGCAUUCGGAAGUCAACCACAGCAGCAGCAGCAGCAACAGCAGCAGCAGCAACAACAACAACAACAGCAGCAGCAGCCUUCUUUAUUUGGUGGUUUUGGCCUUAAUGCAUCGGGGACGACAACAGGAACCGCCUCGCGCCAACCCUUUGGAGCCUCUGCAUAUGGCAGUACUGGCAGUACUACAGCUGGCCUCUUUGGAACGCCCGCCGCGUCAUCCAGUCCCUUUGGAAUGACGGCAGGGACAUCGGCACAAAAGCCUCCAACCCCUGGCUUUUUUGGUGGUACCAGUGGGUUUGGCGGCGGGGAAGGGGGAUUUGGCGGGAUGGGGGGCGUCGGACGACAUCCCGGAGCUGGUCAGGGUCCCAACACUGUGGGCGCUGGAGCGAUGGGAAGCAUGGGCGGGAUGCCAUUCGCUGCCCCCACACCGCAACAGCAGGAGCAGCAGCGGCAAUUGCAGCAGCGACAGUUCUGGGAGCAGGAGCUAAACAUGCUUCGGGAGGCCUACCUGCCUCACGACCAGCCAGCGUCGCAAGCACUGCAGCAACAGCAACCGCAGCUUGGAAUGUUCGCGUCUUCCCUUCAGCCGCAGCAGCAGCCUUCUCGGGUUGUUGACUACAAAUUUGCCUUCCGCGUGACGGACACGAGCACGGGGGUGCCCAGAGAAGUCGAGUUGAGAGAUCGAAGCGCAAUCGAGGCCAAGCUGAAGGGCCAGCAGGAAGAGAUGCGUCGAGUGCAAGAGCACGUGGAAAGGCUGGGAGGAGGGGUCAAAGCCUUGUAUAGCCAGGCACGGGCUGCAAAAGAGAGGCUGGCGCGUUGUCGGGAUGCGCACAUGGAGCUCACCAACAGGUUCUUGGCGGUACUGCAGCGCCUGCAAGUCCUCCGCCAGGUGAACCGUCCCAUUUCUCAGGAAGAAAAACAAACGAAAGACCGCUUGGAGAGCAUGCUAGGACGACUGGAAGGUGCGAUUCGGACUUUGAACGAAGUUGGCGGCGUGGUGGAGGAGGAUGAACUCGAUCGAAGGGAGGAGCCCCGGCAAGAGUUGACAUGCGACCUGGCCCGCGAGGACGUUCACCUGUUGCAACAGGCGUUGGAAAAACAGCAAGGAGGGCUAGAUUUCUUGACGACAGCCUUGGGCAGGGAUUGUCAAGGGGUGGAGCUUCUCAAGGAGAAGCUAGACGAGGUCCGGGCAGGGAGGGGGGGGGUCGUGUAGGCACUUGGAGCGCUAAAGUUCGUAGAGGACUGCAAAUCAACGAUGACCGCAACACA
Molecule: messenger RNA, 1427 nt
Organism: Nannochloropsis gaditana CCMP526
Product: carbohydratebinding protein
Exons: 2
Coding region: 13-1371 (452 amino acids)
Biological process (GO): nuclear pore organization; NLS-bearing protein import into nucleus; protein localization to nuclear inner membrane
Cellular component (GO): nuclear pore; nuclear pore central transport channel
Molecular function (GO): structural constituent of nuclear pore
Source: RefSeq, a predicted model, not a curated record